AUGUCCUCCGACACUACUACUACCACUACUUCCGCCAGCUCCCUAUCAAAAAUCCUCAACUCCACUCCUAACCGUCCCCAUCUUGAUUUCUCCUCUCUCCAAGCUCUAUUCCCACACUCACAAGCCACCCCGGAACCCUCCCCGCUAUGGUACGUCCUAACCACGGCCGUCCUGUUGUCUUUCCACAAGGAGAAACUCAUCGGCGAAUUAUGGACGUAUCUCGCUACGAACAUUGAGAAUGACGAAAGCCAGGACCACCAUCAAGAACACUUACUUCCUGCGGCAAGACGUAUCCGCGAAGCAUGUCUCAAAGCCAGUACGCUCGUCGGAUUUCCUCGAGCAAUCAAUGCACUCACAUCACUGAAUUCCUCAAUCUCGCACACCCACCCAUCCCUCUCCAUGAUUUUGUCAUCGGACCAAUCCCUCCGCUCGUCACUCAGCACCUCCGAGAAGUCCGCCCGCGGCAUGGCCCUCUUCACUCAGAUUUACCAACAACACACAUCCCGAGUGUUGGAUGCCAUGGACGCCGCGUCGGGUGGCGACCUGACGCACUUCGCUAUCAAUUGCAUCUACGGCGAGUUAUUGAGCGAGGACCGCGUGAUUGGUGCCCUGGAAACAGGUUUAUUGGAGUUCGCCUGCUGUUUGGCGGAUGGGUGUGGACCACAGGCGAAAGGGUGA
Rhinocladiella mackenziei CBS 650.93 is the source of this 678-nucleotide messenger RNA. RefSeq lists its product as uncharacterized. The coding region runs from base 1 to 678 and encodes 225 amino acids. The transcript has 2 exons. The record is from RefSeq and is a predicted model, not a curated record. Lineage: Eukaryota; Fungi; Ascomycota; Eurotiomycetes; Chaetothyriales; Herpotrichiellaceae.